This is a messenger RNA of Lonchura striata (white-rumped munia), 1347 nucleotides long. The record is from RefSeq and is a predicted model, not a curated record. NCBI's taxonomy places the organism in Eukaryota, Metazoa, Chordata, Aves, Passeriformes, Estrildidae.
UGCUGGGCCUCGGUCAUGCUGGCCAACGGGCGCGAGGAGGUGGUCAAGUCCUGCGUGUCCCUGCCCGAGCUCAACGCCCAGGUCUUCUGCCACAGCUCCAAGAACGUCACCAAGACCGAGUGCUGCUACACCGACUUCUGCAACAACAUCACGCUGCGGCUGCCGCUCGCAUCGGCGGACCGGGCGGGCCGGGCGGGCCGGCGGCCGGCGGCGCUGGCGGCGGCGGUGGCGGUGCCGCUCUGCGCCCUGGGGCUGCUGGCCGGGCUGCUGGCCACGGCCCGGGGCCGGCGGCGCCGCGGGGCCAAGCCACCCAACGUGGAGGAGCCGCUCUGCGAGGGCAGCCUGCUGGGCUCCGGCAAGACGCUGAAGGAUCUCAUCUCCGACAUGACGACCUCCGGCUCCGGCUCGGGGCUGCCUCUGCUGGUGCAGAGAACCAUCGCCAGGACAAUUGUCCUGCAGGAAAUUGUGGGCAAAGGACGGUUUGGCGAAGUCUGGCACGGGAAGUGGUGCGGGGAGGAUGUGGCUGUGAAAAUCUUCUCCUCCAGAGAUGAGCGGUCCUGGUUCCGGGAGGCGGAGAUUUACCAGACAGUCAUGCUGAGGCAUGAGAACAUCCUGGGCUUCAUCGCUGCCGACAACAAGGAUAAUGGGACGUGGACUCAGCUCUGGCUCGUCUCCGAGUACCACGAGCAGGGCUCGCUGUUCGACUACCUGAACAGAGGCACGGUGACGGUGCAGGGCAUGGUCAGGCUGGCGCUGUCGGUGGCCAGCGGCCUGGCCCACCUCCACAUGGAGAUCGUUGGCACGCAAGGGAAGCCGGCGAUCGCACACCGGGAUCUGAAAUCCAAGAACAUCCUGGUGAAGAGGAACGAGACCUGCGCCAUCGCCGACCUGGGGCUGGCGGUGAAGCACGACUCGGUGCUGAACACCAUCGACAUCCCCCAGAACCCCCGCGUGGGCACCAGGAGGUACAUGGCCCCCGAGAUCCUGGACGAUGCGAUGAACACCAGCAUCUUUGAGUCCUUCAAGCGUGCAGACAUCUACUCCCUGGGGCUGGUGUACUGGGAGAUAGCCCGGAGGUGCUCUGUUGGAGGAAUCACUGAGGAAUACCAGUUGCCUUACUAUGACCUUGUGCCUUCUGAUCCUUCCAUAGAAGAUAUGAGAAGGGUUGUCUGUGAACAGAAGCUCAGACCAAGUAUUCCAAACCAGUGGCAAAGCUGUGAGGCGCUGCGGGUGCUGGGCCGGCUGAUGCGGGAGUGCUGGCGCGCCAGCGGCGCCGCGCGUCUCACGGCGCUGCGCGUCAAGAAGACGAUCGCGCAGCUCUGCGCGCCCCAGGAGCCCAAAGCCUGA